Cyanistes caeruleus (blue tit) is the source of this 2329-nucleotide messenger RNA. Lineage: Eukaryota; Metazoa; Chordata; Aves; Passeriformes; Paridae. The record is from RefSeq and is a predicted model, not a curated record.
AUUGCCUCCAAAACACAAGGUCUGGGCCCAAAGAAGACAGCUGUCACUGAGGGCCCAUCACUGCCAGGACAGCCAGGCCAAGGAAAGAAGAUUGGCCAUCGAAGCGUGGAUGCUUCUGGGGAAACCACCUACAAAAAGACCACCUCAUCUACUCUGAAGGGGGCCAUCCAGCUGGGGAUUGGAUAUACUGUGGGCAAUCUGAGCUCCAAGCCAGAGAGAGAUGUCCUGAUGCAGGACUUCUAUGUGGUGGAGAGCAUUUUUUUCCCAAGCGAAGGCAGUAACCUCACCCCGGCUCACCACUACGCCGACUUCAGGUUCAAGACCUAUGCCCCAGUGGCUUUCCGGUACUUCCGAGAGCUCUUUGGGAUUCGUCCAGAUGAUUAUUUGUAUUCAUUAUGUAACGAGCCUCUGAUCGAGCUGUCCAACCCCGGGGCCAGCGGCUCCCUCUUCUAUGUCACCAGCGACGAUGAGUUCAUCAUAAAAACUGUGAUGCACAAGGAAGCUGAAUUCCUGCAGAAGCUCCUUCCUGGAUACUACAUGAAUCUGAACCAGAACCCCCGGACACUGCUGCCCAAGUUUUAUGGACUGUACUGUGUGCAAUCUGGGGGCAAAAAUAUCCGCGUGGUCGUGAUGAACAACAUCCUGCCUCGAGUGGUGAAAAUGCACCUGAAAUUCGAUCUCAAAGGUUCAACAUACAAACGCCGGGCAUCCAAGAAGGAGAAAGAAAAGUCCAGCCCUACGUACAAGGAUCUGGACUUCAUCCAAGACAUGCCUGAGGGCCUGAUGUUGGAUGCAGACACCUUCAGUGCUUUGGUGAAGACAUUGCAGCGAGACUGUCUGGUAUUGGAAAGUUUUAAAAUCAUGGACUACAGCCUCCUGCUUGGGGUUCAUAACAUAGACCAGCACGAGCGGGAGCAGCUGUCGGAGGGAGCCCACAGCACGUCGGAUGAGAAGCGUCCUGUGGGGCAGAAGGCCCUGUACUCCACAGCCAUGGAGUCCAUCCAAGGAGGGGCUGCCCGGGGGGAGUCCAUAGACACCGACGACACGAUGGGAGGGAUCCCAGCAGUGAAUGGCAAAGGAGAGCGUCUCCUGCUGCACGUAGGAAUCAUAGAUAUCCUGCAGUCAUACAGGUUCAUCAAGAAAUUGGAACACACCUGGAAGGCCCUUGUCCAUGAUGGGGACACGGUGUCAGUACACAGACCCAGCUUUUAUGCAGAGAGAUUCUUCAAAUUCAUGACCAACACAGUAUUUCGAAAGAAUUCCUCUCUGAAGUCAUCCCCCUCAAAGAAAGGGCGUAGUGCCUUGCUGGCCGUGAAGACGGCAGGUCCCACCGCGGCGUUCUCAGCCAGCCAGCUGGCCUCUGAGAAGGAUGACACCCAGUACGACCUGCGGGCAGCCAGGAGUUACCCCACGCUUGACGAUGAAGGCAGGCCAGACCUACUCCCUUGCACUCCUCCUUCCUUUGAAGAAGCUACCACAGCCUCCAUAGCCACGACACUAUCGUCAACAUCUCUCUCUGUUCCUGAGCGAUCCCCCUCGGAGACCUCUGAGCAGCCCAGGUACAGGAGGCGUACACACUCCUCAGGGCAGGAUGGCAGGUCACACGAGGAGGUGCGGGUCGAGGAGGAGGUUCAGCAAAUCAGCGUCGAGCUGGAGCCCAAGUGUGAUGUUGAGAUUGUAGCUCCUGAAGAAGUCAAAGAAGAGGCAGCUUCUUCAGCCUGUGCCAUUGUCACAUCCACAGCCACCGUAGAGGUGGAGACGGCCAGCCAGGCCUCGGAACCAGCCAGCCAGGCCUCAGAUGAAGACGACGUGCCAGUCACAGACAUAUACUUUCCGACAGACGAGAGGAGUUGGGUUUACUCCCCGCUCCACUAUAGCGCUCAGCUCCACUCUGUCUCCGAUGAGGAGAGCGAUACAUAAUCUCUAUGCAGACACAGAAGUCCCAGAGAGCAGCGAUUCCCUCUGCAGGUCGAUGUGUUCCCUUUUCGUUGAUGCAGCCAUUCCAGUGGGAUGGGGAAGAGCUUGCUGACACCAGUAUUGCUGCACUGCAGGAUCCUGGGUACUGCGUUUCAGAAUGGAGCAAAACUAUAACCAUGUAUUUCUACUUACCCCAGAUGUGGGCAGCAAAGAAACCACCCACUCACCCGCAGCUCCCAGCAGAGAAUUCCAGCUGGGUGUAGAGAAUCCUGGGUAGUAACACAGUGUUUUCCAGACGUGCACUACCGUAGCUACCUAUCCAUGUGUGAUACUGUGAACCUUCUUAAUUUUUUAAUCAUGUAUUUAUUUCUUUUAUCUUUGCACAGAGACAGCACAAAUGUGCUUUUUUAAA